Molecule: messenger RNA, 2266 nt
Organism: Salvelinus fontinalis (brook trout)
Lineage: Eukaryota; Metazoa; Chordata; Actinopteri; Salmoniformes; Salmonidae
Product: kynurenine--oxoglutarate transaminase 3-like
Exons: 14
Coding region: 130-1476 (448 amino acids)
Biological process (GO): biosynthetic process
Cellular component (GO): cytoplasm; mitochondrion
Molecular function (GO): L-kynurenine:2-oxoglutarate transaminase activity; pyridoxal phosphate binding
Source: RefSeq, a predicted model, not a curated record
UGGUCUGAAACACAAUUUGCGGCAUGUACCUUUAAUGUGGCUGGAGCUGGAGAGAAGUAGACACGCUCAUUUCCCCUUGGAAUCCACCUUUUCCUCUAAUUAAAUAUCGUUGGUCUAUUCUUCAAUUAUAUGAACAUUACACGUCGAACCCUCAGCUCUGCAUGCCGCUUGAUUAACAUCAACUGUAUCAGAAACAUCUGCUACUCACAGUGUGUUAUGACAUCAUCAAGGCAUACAAACUCCAAAAGGAUUGAGGGGCUGGACAAGAAUGUUUGGGUGGCCUUCACCUCGGUGGCAGCAGACCCCACCAUAGUGAACCUGGGCCAGGGUUACCCCGACAUUCCUCCCCCAGCCUACAUCAAGGAGGGCCUGGCUAACGCUGCUGCAGUAGACAAGCUCAACCAGUACACAAGAGGCUUUGGCCACCCGUCUCUGGUAAAGGCUCUUUCUCAGGUGUAUGGGAAAGUGUAUGGACACCAGAUUGAUCCUUUCAAGGAGAUACUGGUCACAUUAGGUGGCUAUGGAUCCUUGUUCAGUACCAUGCAGGCACUGGUGGAAGUGGGAGAUGAGGUUAUAAUUAUCGAACCCUUCUUUGAUUGCUAUGUACCCAUGGUUCGAAUGGCAGGGGCAACACCUGUCUUGAUACCAUUACGACUUAGAUCCAAUAAGGAGACCAGUAGUAUUUCCAGUGCUGACUGGGUCCUGGAUCCAGAGGAACUAGCCAGUAAAUUCACCUCAAAGACCAAGGCCAUCAUUAUCAACACUCCCAACAACCCCAUUGGGAAGGUAUUCACCAAGGGUGAGCUUCAGAAUAUCUCCGACCUCUGCAUCAAACACGAUACUCUGUGCAUCAGUGAUGAGGUAUAUGAAUGGCUCAUCUACAAGGGACACCAACACAUCAAAAUAGCCACUCUUCCUGGCAUGUGGGACAGAACGAUCACCAUCAGCAGUGCAGGGAAGACCUUUAGUGUGACGGGCUGGAAGCUUGGCUGGUCUAUAGGGCCAGAACACUUGAUAAAGCACCUUCAGACUGUAAUGCAGAACACCUUGUACACCUGUCCAACGCCGCUGCAGGAGGCUGUGGCCCAGGGCCUGCUGAGGGACUAUGAGCUGAUGGGUCGGCCUGAGUGUUACUUCUCCUCUCUGGCCGUGGAGCUGGAGGGGAAGAGGGACCGUAUGGCUGCUAUCCUACAGGACGUUGGCAUGUCUCCUAUCAUACCUGAGGGAGGGUACUUCAUGUGCGUGGACGUCACACCCCUUAAUCAGGACUUGUCUCAUAUGAGAGAUGAUGAGCCUUACGACUACAAGUUUGUCAAGUGGAUGAUUAAGGAGAAGAAACUGGCAGCCAUUCCGGUCACAGCAUUCUGUGGUGAUGCUUCCAAGAAGCAGUUUGGGAAAUACAUCCGUCUAUGCUUCAUCAAGCAAGACAGCACUCUGGAUGCAGCGGAGGCGAUCUUCAAGAACUGGAACAAGUAAAAUACGUCCUGUUGGACAUAAGGUUUUGUCUCAAGACCCUCUCUUUUUACUGUGACACCCCAAUAACACGUUACUUUGUAGGACAGGUAUGGCACGGUUUGUAGGACAGGUAUGGCACGGUUUGUAGGACAGGUAUGGAACUGUUUGUAGGACAGGUAUGGCACGGUUUGUAGGACAGGUAUGGCACGGUUUGUAGGACAGGUAUGGAACUGUUUGUAGGACAGGUAUGGAACUGUUUGUAGGACAGGUAUGGAACUGUUUGUAGGCUGUUUGUAGCCAGAAGAGGACUGGCCACCCCUCAUAGCCUGGUUCCUCUCUAGGUUUCUUCCUAGGUUUUGGCCUUUCUAGGGAGUUUUUCCUAGCCACCGUGCUUCUACACCUGCAUUGCUUGCUGUUUGGGGUUUUAGGCUGGGUUUCUGUACAGCACUUGGAGAUAUUAGCUGAUGUACGAAGGGCUAUAUAAAAUAAACUUGAUUGAUUGAUAGGACAGGUAUGGAACUGUUUGUAGGACAGGUAUGGAACGGUUUGGCCUGUUUAUAUUUGUAGACAUCUUCGUGUUUUUUAUGUUCUUUUAUUUUAUUGCCUUUCAUUUGAUUGGAUGUUAUAUGACACACACAUAGAAUGGAUUAACUUCCAGGUUUGAAUUUCCUCUUUGUGACAUCAGCGCUUGCUGAGUAGCAGUCGUCAUCCUGUCAACGUUGUUUUCCUCUACCCUUCAUAUGAUGUUUUGAUCCUGUGUAUCCCUCCUGGUGUUGUAUUUCAUCUGUGAAUAAAAUAUUACUUUUUAGAA